Molecule: messenger RNA, 758 nt
Organism: Exophiala oligosperma
Lineage: Eukaryota; Fungi; Ascomycota; Eurotiomycetes; Chaetothyriales; Herpotrichiellaceae
Exons: 2
Coding region: 199-486 (95 amino acids)
Source: RefSeq, a predicted model, not a curated record
GGACUGUACCCGCGUGCAGGAGGAUGAUACAAAUGGUGAUGAUUGUGACGCAGAAGAAGGGUAAAGAAUGAAAUAUAUAUUGCUAGGUGCCAACGGAUCUUCUUGAUCUCAUUUGCCUCACUGACCCCUUGCCAUUUCCUAAUACUCCCCAACAAUCUAUUUCCCCCGCUACUACCAUCAAUCCAAAGACCUACCAACAUGUCGGAUAUUGCGAAAGGCGUCGGCAACUUGUUUGCGGCUGUCUUCGACAUCAUCAAAGGCAUCUUUACCACCAUCUUGAACGUCAUUUCAGGCGCCAUCAACGCUGCCGUUGGUCUCGUCAAGAACGUAUUCAACAUGGCGGAAGGUGUUGUCGGCUUCAUAAUCGGCAACAUAUUCAUCAUUGGCACAUUGUGCGCAGUGUAUUUCGGUUACCAAUUGUAUCAACAGCGCCAGGGCAGGAAUCCGGCCCCGAUCUCGCGUGUCGCGACGAAGAAAACCAAUUAGGAGAGAUGCUAGAGGAUCAGUUGAGAGCCAGGUGUCCUCAGGGACAAGGGGCGUGUAUAGCACAACAUGGGAAAUGCCUUGUGAUGGCAUCUCAAAUGGCAGGACAUGGCGCUGGCCGGGACGUCGCUAGUGUUGGACUAGGAAUCGCGACACGGGAAGGCAGCGUCAACGGAUAAAUUCGGUAAUGGGCUUUUUAUUUUUGCUCAAGUACUCGUAGUUUAGAAGAAGAAUCUGAUAUAGCCGAAUAUGACACACGAAGAGAUGUUAUUGCG